GCGCCUAUGGGGAAAGAAAUGUGUCAGCCACUCUUUGUAGGGGAUAUGACCUAGGAAGGGAAAUCUGUGCCUUGAACUGGAGUGACCCCCUCUACAGAUCCUGUUCCCUCUCACAGGCGAGAAAAGCCCAGCUCCAGAAGUCACCGCAUCUGUGUGGCUCACAGAAGUCUCUUGCAGCUGCCAGCCUGAUGUCUCAAAAGCUGUGGAUCAUGGGUGCCCCUGCCUCCCUGGUAUCCUCGGAGGACUUGAAGAACCCAGAGUUUGUGGGUGAAGGCGGGUUCGGCACAGUGUUCCGGGCACAACAUGAGAAGUGGAACUGCGAUGUGGCUGUCAAGGUCGUAAAUUCAGAGGCGCUGUCCAGGGAGGUGAAAACCAUGGCAAGUCUGAAUAACCAGUACGUGUUGAGACUGCUGGGAGUGACGAGGAACCUGCAGUGGGACAGCGUGUCUGGGCCAGCUCUGGUGACACAGUUCAUGGAGAACGGCUCCCUGUCGGGGCUGCUGCAGAGGGACUGUCCUCGGCCCUGGCUGCUCAUCUGCCGCCUCCUGAAGGAAGUGGUGCUUGGGAUGAGUUAUCUGCACAGUUUGAACCCAGUGCUACUGCACCGGGACCUCAAGCCCUCCAAUGUCCUGCUGGACACAAACCUGCAUGCCAAGUUGGCAGAUUUUGGCCUCUCCACAUUUCAGGGACGGUCACAGUCAGGAACAGGGUUUGAGUCCCAGGAGCUGGGAGGCACCCUGGCUUACUUGGCCCCAGAAUUGUUAGCUGAUAUAAACAAGAAGGCCUCCAAGGCCAGUGAUGUCUACAGCUUCGGGAUCCUCAUGUGGGCACUGUUAGCAGGGAGAGAACCUGAGGUUGUGGCGCAGGUAUCACUGGUCCAUGAAACAGUAGUGGAGAAGCAGGUCCGGCCCCCGCUGACCGAGCUGCCUCCACCCAGCCCUCAGACUCCGGGCUUGGAAGAACUGAAGACGCUGAUGCAGUGCAGCUGGAGCCAUAAGCCCAGUGAGAGGCCCCUCUUCCCAGAAUGCCAGGAAACAACCGAAAAGGUCUAUUCAGGGGCACAUGGCAAUAUGGAUGCUGCCAUCUCUGAGGUGACAACAUUUCUGUCUCAGCACAGGAGCCGCAAUAGGAGGUUGUCUGCCCCACAGCCAAGCCAAGAAGGGAAAGAAGUGGAUGGGGGAGCCACCGGAAGCCAGUCCUCAUGGACUGAUUCCACACUUUCUGAGAGUCUGACCCGCCUGGAGCUGAAACAUUCCCCCACCCCAGUUCCUAAAGAAUACACAGGCCUGACUGAGGGGAGCAGGGCACAGGAAGAGCAGGUUCCGCACGCCAGGAGAGCAGGGGCCUCUUCAUAUUCAAUGGGCCAAAAUCUCCAGACUCCAGAGACCUCACCUUUCACAAGCCAGGCAGGCAGGCCCAUUUUGACUGGAACUCCAAGUCCUGGCCCCCAAGGGGAUCAGGAAGCUAAGGGACACGACACCAACUCGUCCUCUAGGGCUCCAGAGCCAAAUCCACCAACAGUGGCCGGUAUGUGGAUCCACAACAGUUGUGUGCAAUUCGGAAACAACAACUACAUGACAAUGCACGAAGCUCCCUCGACCUCAGUACCCUUUAGCAUGGGUAAACGGGGGCAACACCCCCAGAAGUAGUUCUGAAAGAAGGCCUGCCGGAACCUGGAGCCUGGAGUGGGCCACUGUCCGUAUAAAGUGAGAAGUGAAGCGCCUCCUAGGCCGCCUGUAGGGUUGGGGACAGCCCGCGGCCCCCCUGCAGCCCUCUGCUUUCUUCAAGUGUGGUCCCUCCUGUGCCCACACUGACCUUGUGAUCGGCGCCGCGCUCCUGUCAAGUCAAUAAACGCGUUUGAACGUCA
Messenger RNA from Chinchilla lanigera (long-tailed chinchilla), 1867 nucleotides. RefSeq names its product receptor-interacting serine-threonine kinase 3 (gene Ripk3). The coding region runs from base 189 to 1649 and encodes 486 amino acids. Gene Ontology annotation, molecular function: ATP binding; JUN kinase kinase kinase activity. NCBI's taxonomy places the organism in Eukaryota, Metazoa, Chordata, Mammalia, Rodentia, Chinchillidae. The record is from RefSeq and is a predicted model, not a curated record. Gene Ontology annotation, biological process: protein phosphorylation. The transcript is spliced from 10 exons.